Huiozyma naganishii CBS 8797 is the source of this 1143-nucleotide messenger RNA. It is a transcript of the gene RTC4, whose product is annotated as Rtc4p. The transcript has a single exon. Lineage: Eukaryota; Fungi; Ascomycota; Saccharomycetes; Saccharomycetales; Saccharomycetaceae. The record is from RefSeq and is a predicted model, not a curated record. Bases 1 to 1143 code for a protein of 380 amino acids.
AUGAGGGACGGAACCGAUGCUGGUCGUGGUAAACUUUUCUCGGGUAAAAAUGAGGACUUUGUCUACCAGAACAGCGUUUACAAGUGGAAACCUGAUUCAAAGCAGGCGCUUAUGAAAAGUGGUAAGAAAGCUCUUCCAAAUAACGAUGGCCGCUCUAGCAAGAUGACGAAACGUGGCAGGGAUAAAAGUUUUGGGGAUGUACCUCCGGUCAAUAUCGCAGAAUUGAUUCACAAGAGAUCACAUGGCACAAGUAGUACUCGUUUGACAGGUGACAGAGGGAAUUCAAGCGUGACGCCUAAGACGAACAAGAAAUAUAGUAUCAUGUCUCGAUCACUGGAUAUUAAUCUGAAUGAAACAACGCCUAAGACGAACAAGAAAUAUAGUAUCAUGUCUCGAUCACUGGAUAUUAAUCUGAAUGAAACAACGCCAGCGACAAAUCUGGACAAAACACGCAAUAUCUUGUCCAUAAUCAACGGCGAAGAUGACGAUGAACUGAUGGAACUUCCGUCCCCCAAGAGACCGAGACAAGAUAAAGGACACCCCGCCGAUGAGAUAAAGAAACAACUGGAGGAGAAGUUCCAGCUCCCGCCGAUUUUGUACAAACAAAAGAUGGUCAGAAAGAUCCGGCCGUAUAUGAGUGUUGUGGAACAGAUACUGAAGGGGAAAGUGAUAUCUCCGUACUACAACGACGCUAAAUCUGUUUUCCAAAAAUCAAAGAGGCCAUUCGUAACCGCUGAAGAACUGUCCGCACUGGACGUACACGACUUCACCGCUGGAUUCUACGGGUUGAAGCGGCAGAUAUGCAUUGGGAAUGAAAUAUUACAGAAGUUCGGCGACCAAUUAUCGAACCACCCGUCACCAACCAUAAAAUGGUGGGGGGUCAAGGACUUCGCCACUUACGUGCUCGCACCGGAAGUGCUUGCCCUACUAGCCAUCGAAGAACUGAAACAGUUCUCGUCAGUGUACAGCACAGUGCUCGUACAUGCGAAGAAAAGACCGUUGACAGACUUUGAAUGGCAAGAACUGGAAAACGCACGGUUUGCCGCUACAGAGGUAUUUGAUGCUACGGCUGAUUACGGACUGCAAGUGACAGACAUGUCUCCCCUGGAGCAGUGGGAAGCGGCCGCACCAAGUAACAGUUGA